Sitodiplosis mosellana (orange wheat blossom midge) is the source of this 914-nucleotide messenger RNA. RefSeq names its product glutathione S-transferase theta-1-like. The record is from RefSeq and is a predicted model, not a curated record. Lineage: Eukaryota; Metazoa; Arthropoda; Insecta; Diptera; Cecidomyiidae. Gene Ontology annotation, biological process: glutathione metabolic process. The transcript is spliced from 3 exons. Gene Ontology annotation, cellular component: cytoplasm. Gene Ontology annotation, molecular function: glutathione transferase activity. Bases 1 to 789 code for a protein of 262 amino acids.
AUGAACACAACAGGUGACAGCACACAAGAGUGUGUUUGUUUUUCAUUUCCAAACCAAAGUUCAUGUGAACGGAUCGAAUUGCAUGAGAAUAAGCUGAAAAUGGGUACACCAAUAAAAUUUUAUUACGAUUUUCUUUCGCAACCAUCAAGAGCGCUGUAUAUAUUCCUGAAACUGACGAAGAUCCCUUUCGAAGAAAACCCGAUUGCUUUGAGAAAAGGUGUACACAUGACUGAUGAGUUUCGAGACAAAGUGAAUCGUUUCAAGAAAGUGCCGGCAAUUGUUGACAAUGGAUUUCAGUUGUCGGAGAGUGUAGCCAUCUUCCGCUAUUUGGCCAGUCGGAACAAAAUCGACGACCAAUGGUAUCCAAAAAAUGACCAAGUGCGUGCCCGUAUCGAUGAAUAUUUGGAAUGGCAACAUUAUCACACACGUCAAACGUGCGCACAAUAUUUCAUACUGAGCUACAUGAAACCACGUACAGUCGGGCCCUCUGCUGGAGAUGCACAAAUUGUUGCAUCGGCCGAGACUCAGAUGACUCAAACAUUGGAUAUGAUUGAGAAUUUAUGGCUCCGACCGGGUUGCUUCAUUUCCGGCACAAAUCAACUAUCAUUUGCCGACAUUCUGGCCGCUUGUGAAAUCGAACAACCAACUAUUACAGGCUAUGAUCCAACGGAGAAUCGCCCGAAUUUGGGUGAAUGGAUAAAGCUGGUGAAAGAGCUAACCAAUCCAGUCUAUGAUGAGGCACAUGAAAUUUUGUAUCGGCUUAGAGAACAAGAACGGGCAAAACUUUAGGUGCAAUCGUCAAAUCAUAGACAAAAUGAGAAUUCAUGAAUGUGGAAUUUUGGGUACAAAUAUUAUGAUGUCAAGAGUUACAUAGUGUUCAAUAAAAACUAGGUUGCAUGAGUUUAGGUAAUUGA